This is a messenger RNA of Sitodiplosis mosellana (orange wheat blossom midge), 5641 nucleotides long. RefSeq lists its product as uncharacterized. Gene Ontology annotation, molecular function: nucleic acid binding. Gene Ontology annotation, biological process: DNA integration. Lineage: Eukaryota; Metazoa; Arthropoda; Insecta; Diptera; Cecidomyiidae. The record is from RefSeq and is a predicted model, not a curated record. The annotation marks the transcript as partial. The transcript has 3 exons.
AUGUCAGAUAAACCACAAAAAAUUGCCGAACGCAGAACGAGCAGACGUCCGAAACAGAAAGAAAAAACGGACAAAUCGAAAAGUGCCGAAACUACGCAGCAGCACGAAAAGGCAACAGAAAAGGCUGUGGAAAAUUCCAAACAAAAGGCAUCGGCUGAAACUACGCAGCAGCAAAAUCUAUUGAUUGUUGAGAAAGAAGCAACAAAUAAAAUGUCGACGAGAAAACGAGAUAUUUAUGCACGGAAUAUAACCAAGGCUCAUGGAACGGUAUGUGAAAAUUCGUUCAACAAUUUGUCACGCAUUGAAAUUGAAGACCACUUGUUAAUACUCGAACAAGACUGGGAAGCCUUCAAAAAAGAACAUGAAGCAAUCGUCGAUACGUUAACCGACAGCGGUGAAAUCGACAAACAAUACGACGAAUAUGAUAAAAUACAAGAUUUGUAUCGCCCAACACGAUCAAUAUGCCGAACACGCAUGGAGGUUUUAGCACCAAAGCAACAACACCCGCAGUCACAGGCGACUGAACGAAUUAGUGUUGAAAUGCCGCAUUUAGAAAUCCCAAAUACGUGGGGAAAAUUUGCAGGUGGCAAAGGCGGUCAUACGGCUUGGAAGAGUUUCCGUAACUGUUUCAAAGUUAUCCAUGAGGACACGAAGCUAGCACCAUCGCGCAAAUGCUAUUACUUAUCCGAGGCGUUGAUUGGUGAGGCAGCCGGGGCCAGAGGCGAACUGGCAAUCACGGAACAAACAUACCAGAUCAUUUGGCAAAGACUGGAAGAACGAUACGGAGACGAUUACAAGAUUGUUGAAGAGUUAGUAGGCAAACUACUCACAAUGCCGAAAAUGUCGAAGCCAUCAUGCAGUGGUUUACGACGCAUUCUUGAUAUUAUGCGCGAUGCAUUGGGAAUGCUUGACGAGUAUUUCGAUACCACACAAUGGGAUCCAAUUCUCGUGUUUCUCGUGCUAAGUUUGGUUGAUAACGACACCCGCAGCGAAUGGGAAAAGAUCCGACCAAAACCAAAAAAGGCUAUGGUAUCAGAAAAUCAAGCUGAGGCCGCAACCGCCGGUGAAGAAACGGCCGGCGGUGACCAACAAACGCCGAAGAAGAUUAAGAGCCAUGUGCCGCCAUGGAAAGAAUUGGAAAAGUUCAUUGAACAACAGGCCAAAUAUUUUGCUCACCUUGAUGACCGACAAGGAGCCGGAGCAUCCAGUUCACGAAGUUCAAGCGCGACGCGCCCACAAAAUACGAACAACGUUCCCCAGGCAAGUUCUUUCAAGCGAGAACGGGCUCCAUGUGAAUUAUGCCAAGGCCCUCAUCCGAUUUUCAAAUGUGAGCGAUGGCUCAAAGAAAUGAAUUUAGCAGGCCGACAACAAUUCAUGAGAGAAAACAAUUUAUGUCACAUGUGUUUGCGCCCGAAUCACAAUGAUUUUUACUGUUAUACGAACAAAGACGGCACACCUAAGGCAACAACACCAUGCCCACGUUGCAAAGGGGGCAAAUAUCACAACAGCACGCUUUGUCCGACACUUGAAGCCGAAAAACGUACGCAGACGCUCAGUGUGCAACAAAACGAAUCACGUCCAGGCAGCUCACAACAAGGCAAACGCAGUCAUCAGGCUGGCGGACAGGAUGUGGUCCGUUAUUGGGAUAUGGACAUCGAAGAAGAUGAUGAAGAUGCCCAUCCUUCCCACCCUAAACAAGCACGAAUGUCGGAAUUGGCAUCUUCAUAUAGGUCUUCUUUACAGUCGGCAGUGACACGAGCCGGCGAUUGGUCAAUCGCGAACGAACAACGGAUCAAUCGUGAUGACGAUGAAGAAGACGAGGACAGCCAAGCGCCGACAACAAGCCGACAAAAAUUCACGAAAGGGGCACAGGCGGGCUUGAUUACAGUGGCAAGCGCAAAGGCUAAUGCCUUGCCACUAAGGCCAUGUUCGAGAUACAUGAACGGAAUUGGUGGAAUAAGCUCGUUUACAAGAAAAAUCCAAGCUUUCAUAUUGCCCUGGUUUGAAAGUGAUUUUAGAUUAAGAACAGAAUUAUUUGUAAGUAACGAAUUCGGAGGCACACAACCGUGGAUUAAUUUGAGCGUCUUAAGGCCGAUUGACGACAGGCUAACAUUGGCCGAUAUGAACUUUGACAUCCCCGCACCUGUGGAUAUAUUGCUGGCUGCAGAUGUGUGGGGUGACAUCAUAGGCUCGAUGCUAUAUCAGCAUCCAACUGGCGCUGUUAUGCACGAAACAGCGCUAGGCCAUGUGAUUUUAGGCGGAACUUGGGUACCACCAGAGGCUUUUGGUACGGCGGCAUACCAAGCCAUGAUCGCACAUGCCGAAGAAGAGCGACCAAACGAAGAGGCAUUAGACGAACUAUUGAAGAAAUUUUUCGAAAGUGAAGGCAUUGCAGAGCUUAGUUCUACACUAACGGCUGAAGAAAAGGCGGCUGAAGAUUCAUAUACGGCCGAUAUGUUUCGAAAGCAAAAUGGUCGAUUUGUGGUUAAAAUACCACUGAAACCAGGCAAAACGUUAGGCGAAUCAAGAAAGAUUGUAAUGCGUAGAUUUUUCGCCCUUGAACGGAGGCUGCAGAGAGAUGACAAUUUGAGAUUGAAAUACGUUCAUUUUAUGCGCGAACUUGAACAAUUAGGCCACAUGAGAAAAGCUCCGAAACCAUCGAUAGGCGAUGUUACGUAUUAUAUACCGCAUCACGCCAUCAAUGCUGAUAAGUUCCGAACGGUAUUUGAUGCAUCAUGUAGAACGUCAAAUGGAGAAUCGCUGAACUCAAUUCAGUUAAUAGGCCCGAAGCUACAAGCUGAUUUACAGUUUCAUAUCAUGCGUUUUAGGCGAUAUAAAUACGCAGUUAUUGCCGAUGUCGUUAAAAUGUUUCGUCAGGUUUGCCUGCACCCAUCGCAGUGGAAUCUACAACGGAUAUUUUGGCGCGAACGGCCAAGUGAUCCAUUAACAGAAUACCAAAUAACAGUCGUGAUGUAUGGGUUAGCAUCAUCGCUAUACAAUGCCGUGAGAUCAAUGGUAGAAUGCGCAAACCAUUAUGCGAAAGAUUACCCGCAGGCAGCGGGAGUAAUACAAAAAUGUUUCUAUGUUGACGAUGGAACUUUUGGCGAUGACACGAUCGCAGGCUUAAAAAUGCUGUGUAGAGAAGUGGAGUUUGUUCUUCGCCAAGGCGGCUUUGAACUAAGCAAAUGGGCAUCGAAUUGCAUCACUGUUGAAAAAUUUAUGCAAGGCGAUGAAAAGGACGUGGUCGAUAUAGGCGAAUCGAAUGAUGAAACCAAAGUUCUCGGUGUCCGCUGGAUCAAGGCAAAUGACCAGCUCACAAUUGUUGUACGGUUAACAACAGAACCGAAAUAUACGAAACGCGCUAUUUUGGGUGAGAUCGCCAGGCUGUAUGAUCCCAACGGCUACGUGACGCCAGUUUUAGUUGUUGCCAAAAUAUUAAUGCAAGAUAUUUGGAAAAUUGAGAGAUUAAAGUGGGAUGAGCCGGUCCCCGAUGGCAUUAAAAGCCGAUGGAACGAUUUUAGGCAAGAUUUACCGAAAUUAGGCGCGUUUCGGAUUCCGAGAUGGUUAGGCACAACCAAAGAUUGCGAACUACAAUUGCACGGUUUUGGCGAUGCCUGUAAAAAUGCGUACGGCGCAGCUAUUUACGCACGUGUUACAACAUUGAAAGGCGAAAUAAGAAGCAUUUUAUUGACUGGAAAAUCGAAAGUUGUUCCGAUUAAAAAUAGGCCGACAAACCAGCAACAAGAAACGGUAGCACGAGUGGAUGCGGAAACGCCAAUUCAUCGAUUGGAAUUACUUGCAGCAGUGAUGUGUAGCAAGUUAAUGAGGCAGAUAGUGGAGAUAUGCGGUUUUGAUAAAGCAAAACAAUUUAUGUGGUCGGAUUCAAUGGUCACGCUACAUUGGAUAAAAAAAUCACCUCUUGAAUUGAAAGUGUACGUUUCGAAUAGAGUGAAGGCUAUUCACGAAGCCAUAGGCGAAGCUCGAUGGGCUCAUAUCGGAACAUCAGAAAACCCGGCCGAUUUGUUGAGCAGAGGCAUGAAGGCUGAUGAAUUGCUUGCGAGUAAGUUGUGGAAAAGAGGUCCCAACUGGUUGAUAGAGUCGCAAGCAGAAUGGCCGAAACCACGAAUGGUUAUUACACCUGAAGAGACAGAGCAAAUAAAUCGUGAAACUAAGCAAAGGCAGGUUAUGGUUUCAGCGGUCAUGAUGACGUAUGUGUGUGAUCGGUUUUGUGAAUUAUGGCACAGAUCAAACGAUUGGAAGAAAAUCGUUCGUAUUACCGCUUACGUGCUUCGAUUCUUUCAUAACGUACGACUGAAGGAUCGAAGUAAGUGGAUCAGAGGUGGACCAGAAGUUCACGAGAUACAAAAUGCCUUUUGGAUCAAAUAUGCGCAAAUGCGGGCGUAUAAAAAGGAAAUUGAACUUGUUAAGCAGGGCGAUUCAGAGUUUUUUACGAAAAGUAAGAUUGCCAAUCUCAAUCCACAGUUAGACGAAAAAGGCAUGUUGAGGGUGUAUGGCCGAAUCGAUAAAGCUCUCGUGGAAUAUGACAUAAGGCACCCAGUCAUAAUCCCACCUAAAUCGAGGCUGUCUUAUUUAUUAGUGCAACAGGCGCACAAAGACACGAUGCACGGCUCAAGAAAGAUGAUGACCGCACAUUUGAGACGUGCAUACUGGAUUCCGCAGUUGCGUAAUGAAAUAAGAGAAACGAUUUCCAGAUGUGUAGUAUGUGUUCGCUAUAAAAAGACCAUGGCACAGCAGAUUAUGGCUGAAUUACCGGCGGUAAGAGUACGACCAGCCAAACCAUUUGACGCUGUUGGCAUUGAUCUGGCUGGGCCGUUUUAUGUCAAACAUACGGACAAGUUGAAUUUAAACACACGUUCAAGGGUAAGCAUCCCAGAUAUCAAAGGAUACGUAGCAGUCUUUGUGUGUAUGGUUACGCGCGCCAUACACCUGGAGCCAGUAAUGGACCUAUCCUCCGAGGCAUUUUUGCAAGCUUUUAAACGGUUUGUGGCAAGGCGUGGCCACCCAGAAAAAGCGUUCAGCGACAACGGAACGAAUUUAGUUGGAGCUGAAAGGCUGUUGGGCGAAGCCAUAAGAACAUGGCAGAGCUCUGAAGUGCAAGGCUAUGCCAAAUGGAACAACGUCACGUGGACUUUUAUAACGCCAGGUGCGCCACACGAAGGUGGGCUCUGGGAGGCCGGUGUAAAAAGUAUGAAGUAUCACCUUAGACGGGUGAUGGGUACACAACGGUACUCAUACGAAGGCAUGUCAACGCUACUGGCCGGUAUCGAGGCAUGCUUGAAUUCAAGGCCGAUUUGUGCGCUCUCAGACGACCCGAAUGAGAUCGAGGCACUCACGCCAGCACAUUUUUUAAUAGGCGGUCCAUUAAAACUGCCUGUGGCCGAGGCAGCGAACAAACCACCAACGAAAGCAAGGCGGCUGUUCGAAGAACUUCAAACGCAAACACAAUCGUUCUGGAAGCAGUGGCAGGACGAUUGUCUUCAUCAAAUGAUGAAUAGGCCAAAAUGGAAGGAAGCUCAACAGAACAUGCAAAUAGGCCAGCUUGUUUUGUUAAAAAACGAAAAUAUGCCGCCGACAUAUUGGCCGAUGGGCCGUAUCAUCGAAGUACAUGAGGCUGCCGAUG